This is a messenger RNA of Exophiala mesophila, 1679 nucleotides long. RefSeq lists its product as uncharacterized. Gene Ontology annotation, biological process: transmembrane transport; carbohydrate transport. Bases 8 to 1621 code for a protein of 537 amino acids. Gene Ontology annotation, molecular function: carbohydrate:proton symporter activity. NCBI's taxonomy places the organism in Eukaryota, Fungi, Ascomycota, Eurotiomycetes, Chaetothyriales, Herpotrichiellaceae. The transcript has 4 exons. The record is from RefSeq and is a predicted model, not a curated record. Gene Ontology annotation, cellular component: membrane.
CGCCAACAUGGGUGACGUUGUUUCAGAGAAGCCGGGCACCAGCUCGGAGAUCGAGGCGCAGACUUCCAACGUUGACCCUGUUCAUAAUGCUAAUCUCAAGGUCGAAUAUGAUAGGACGGGUGCAAUUGAGGCAGAACAUGCCGAAUACAGAAUGGGGGUGCUUCAGGCUGUCCGGGCCUACCCGGCCGCCAGCUGGUGGGCAUUCGUCAUGUCAUGCACCAUUAUCAUGGAGUCAUACUGUGUCUUCCUAAUGGGAAAUUUCAUAGCGACUGCUCGAUUCGCCAAGAACUACGGUGUUUAUAAUGUCGAACAGGACCAGUGGUUUAUCGAAGCCUCUUGGCAGUCGGCAUUCCAAUGUGGCGGUCCCAUUGGAGCUAUAAUCGGAGUUUUGAUUGCUGGUCCAAUUACUAGUUGGAUCGGUUAUCGAUGGGCGACCAUUGGCGGCCUCAUGGCGUUGAACUGCUUCAUCCUCGUGUUCUAUUUUGGCGACUCCCUCGGAGUGUUGCUACUGUCGCAGCUGCUCGAAGGUGUCCCCUGGGGUAUCUUUAUCGCAAAUGCACCCGCCUACUGCAGUGAGAUAGUGCCGCUAAGACUGAGAGCUCCUGCUACACAGAUGCUACAGAUGUUUUGGGCGAUCGGGUCGAUCAUUGUCGGUGGAAUUACCUAUCACUACCAGUCUAAGGAUAGCGACGCUUCGUAUAGAGUUCCCAUUGCUCUCCAAUGGAUGUUCCCUACACCUCUUGCUAUUCUCCUCUUCAUCGCACCAGAGUCACCUUGGUGGCUCGUGCGAAAGGGCCGUCUCGCAGAGGCAGAGAAGUCUGUCAGACGUCUUGGACGUUCAAGUGCGACUGACAAUCCCGCUGACUCCGUUGCAAUGAUGCGUCGCACGAUCGAGCUCGAAAAAACCGAGAAGAAGCCGAGUCUUGUCGAACUCUGGAAAGGCACCGAUCGCUACCGUACAUUAAUCGUAUGUGGUGUUUACGCUGCUCAAAACCUAACAGGCAACUUAAUAGCGAAUCAAGCAGUGUACUUCUUCCAGCGCGCCGGCAUGUCCGACAACACCGCGUUUGCCCUCGGCCUCAUUACUUCGGCCCUCCAGUGGAUCAUGGUUAUGCUCUCUUGGGUCCUUACCACUUACCUUGGCCGACGCACGAUCUAUGUCUGGGGUUCCUUCAUCAAUUGUGCGUUUUUGAUUGCCCUCGGUAUCGCGGCUUCAGUGGGUAGUAGUGAUGCAGCUACCCAGGCACAAGCAUCUCUUGGCCUGAUCGUCUCUGUCCUAUUCUGCUUGGGACCGGCCCCGGCAUCCUGGGUUAUCAUCGGAGAAACGUCUUCUAUCCGUCUCAGGCCAUUGACAACUGGCGUUGGACGCGGGGCUUACUACCUGGUCAACAUUCCUUGUAUAUUUUUGGCUAGCUACAUGCUUAACCCGGACCAGGCGAAUCUAGGUGGCAAGUGUGGCUACGUCUGGGCUGGUACUGCGUUUGUCUGUACAGUCAUGGCUUGGAUCUGGAUCCCGGAGAUGAAGCACCGAUCUUAUCGCGAGAUUGACAUUUUGUUCAACCGUCGUGUCCAAGCCCGCAAGUGGAAGAAGACUGUUGUCGACAUUAACGACGAUGAGUAAUCGGAAAUGUUCCAGAUCGUCGAGAGGCUCGAGUGCCACUAGUUGUGCAAGAAUUCGG